Molecule: messenger RNA, 1986 nt
Organism: Sparassis crispa
Lineage: Eukaryota; Fungi; Basidiomycota; Agaricomycetes; Polyporales; Sparassidaceae
Exons: 7
Coding region: 1-1986 (661 amino acids)
Cellular component (GO): periplasmic space
Molecular function (GO): lyase activity
Source: RefSeq, a predicted model, not a curated record
AUGAGGAGAAUUCUUGCCUAUUUGUCUCUGUCGGCAGCAGUCGGUUUUGCUAUUAGUCCAAACAAUGAGUGGGUGAACAUUGACUACCUACUUAAGCAAGCAGGCGGAAGUGGAUCCAGUGAUACCUCCGGUGCUCGACAACAGAUCGUUAGUAGUGCAGGUGGCACGGCAAAGGCCGGACCUUGGGGUAUCACAACCAAAAAUCCUGUGCUACCGCCAAGUGGUAACUCUCAUGACUACCUCGGCUGGGCCCCAUAUCAUUGGCCGGAUUGCAACUGGUGCUCGAAAGGUGCAACCCACCUGAUGAACCCUAGUUCCGGUGGCGAUGAGCCCGGAAACCCUAGUGGCGGCCCUGAUAGCUCAGACCCUGGUGACGACGGCAACUCGGACGAUCCCAACGAUCCAGACGGAGACGACGAGGACAUCCUCAUUGUACCUCGCGAAGCUGGCGAUUUCUCUGCAGCGAGGGGAGACGUCUUUCACCCUCGUCACCGUAUGAAACAUGUUAGACGAGCAACGAAUUACACAACCUCAGGUGUCGCUGACCCACCCCGCAUACGAUACUUGGCAUUCCGCUCUCCUGAUGACACGACAUCGCCGCUGGACGUCUAUGCUGCUGCUGAUCUUGACUCUCUGCCAACAACGGGCACGUUGAGUGCUCCAGCCUUACCUACCCAGCUGCCUACACUUGGCGUGACUCCUGCUCUCACGGAUGGAAGCAGUCAGACUUCUAUUGGUACUGUAGAUGGGACGCCUGCGCCUGCGCAAGCUCCCGCCAAGACGCAACACAGCUCGUGUACUCCUUCGCCUACGAAGAGUCUGUCUCCAAGCGCGACAUGGACGACCUGUCCUUACCAGGUGCGUGACGGCAAGCUCAAUCCAGACGUACGCUCGUUGCCCGAUUCCCCCGCAGUCAUCGACAUGACGGAGUCUGUCUUCUACAAUUGCGUGGCUUAUGUCCUCCAGAAGACUAGCACCUUCUCCAAGAAUGCCGCCGGCUUCAUCGAUGCGUUCUUCCUGUCUCCAUCAACCGCCAUGAAUCCGAAUCUCAACUUCGGUCAGCUGGUCCGGGGACCGGGCCAAGAUCAUCAGAUUGGCACGUUCACGGGAGUCUUGGACUUACGGGGCAUGGUCAAGGUGAUCAAUGGUAUUCAGAUGCUCAAGGCUGCUCGGAGUCCGGACUGGACGUCGGCUAGAGACAAGGGUAUGCUGGCCUGGACGAACCAGUACGUCUCGUGGCUACAGACAAGUGACAUCGGGAAGCAGACCGCUGCAGCACCCAACAAUCACUUCUCGUUCUAUGUGAAUCAACUGACUGCUACGAAGAUGUAUGUUGGGGACACCAGCGGCGCCAUAUCUACUCUCCAGAGCUACUUCUCCAAGCAAUACCUGGACCAAGUCGCGGCUUCGGGAGAGCAACCGUUCGAAGCGGUUCGGACGCGCCCAUACCAUUACCGCUGUUUCAAUCUAGAGGCUAUGAUUGCAAACGCCAAGAUGGGCGACCAGCUAGGCCUCAACCUCUGGACGUCCAAGUCGAAGUACGGCGCGACCAUUCAGACUGCCCUGGACUACACUAUGAGCCUCGAUCCGAAGGACGAGGACGUCUCGGACAUCUUCCCUCAUGUCGCUGCGGUUGCUGCUGCGUAUGGAGAUCCGAAGGGGAAGUAUGCCGCCUUCUUGCAAAAGCAGGUUAGCGACUACAAGAGCAUGCCGUUCUGGUUCUAUGACCAAAACAGUGCACUACCGAACGCCCCUGCCUCCCAUACUGCGCGAGACCUAGGAGAACUUGAGCAUUCGUCAACAGCAGCGGGCACCGAGAGAGCAAUCCUCGACACAAUCACUCCCAGCGCAACGAUACCCUUCCAGUGUCCUACGGUCUUCGCGACCGCUACCGAGGUGGCGAUUGAUGAUGGAAUCUAUGUGACUUGCGAUGAGCUGAAGCCAUUCUACGAGAUCGUUAUGCCUCUGGAAUCGAAUGCACCGUAG